UGUGAAGAGCAGACUCUAACAACACCUGAACGAACUGCAAGGUGCGUGAAUUUUGGAACGUGAAAAUCACGACAACUUUUCGGACAUUACGGAUGAUGAGGGGUCGAACAAAUACGGGGGACGAGGAGGCUGCGACUUUUGAUGCGUCUGGAGAGAGACGAGCAAGUAUCGAAGUGAUUCAGAGUCUGCUGAAGAAAGUGUCCCAGAGCCCCUUUCAUGAUCAAUAUUCAAAUGGAGAGCUGCUCGCCGACUGUCCAGCUGGAGAUGUAGAGAGCAGCAACCAGACACUCUUCAGUGAGAAUCUGAAAAUGGAAGCGAGCCAUUGUCACACGUCUGGAGUCCAGGAUGGAGUCAGUGGUGGUUUGUCCAGAUCAAAUCCCAUUUAUGCCUAUUAUUUGGAAUCGGGUUACAACAACCAGGGGAGAGAAGACGUGUCGGUCUCAUCAGAAAAGGCAACCUCCGACUCAAUCUUUUCUUCGCAUGAAUUCCAACAAUCUCCCACUGAUCCUCAAGCAGCAAGCAGGACCUUGGAAAAUGGUUCUAGUGAACACCCAAAAGAUCCUUUCUGGACUCCCACUCCAGUUCCCAGAUUGCCGAAAAAACCUGCUCUAAACAACAGCUUAACAAAGGAAACGCAUCAUGAUGUCACCCUGGGCACCCCAGACCAUGAGAACCUGUCGAAGAGCCUCACCUCUGACUCGAUCAACAGAGAUGUGGGGGAUAUUUUUCAUGCUCCGAAAGACGAGGGAAAGGCUCCUCAGUCGGACUCUUCAAACAGCUACGUGAACCCGUUUCAGAGUUCUUCGAACAUGAGUGAUGACCUUUUCCAAAUUCCUGAGCCAAGAGUUAAAACUUUGUCUAUGGAUGUUCAGGAAGUAUUCUCACCCUCCUCCUCACAUUCAGUUGACCCUUUCCCAAGUCCAAUAACAAGGAAUUUGCUUUCGGAUUUCAGUAGUUUGGAUGACUCCGCUGAUGCUAAAGAACCUGAACUGAUCCAGAGGCCUUUAAGCAUGUUUUUACAAUCCCCUCCAUCAAAGACCGUGGAAAAAAGCAGUGCAUUUGAUACGCCCAGUACUGAUGUUCCAAAUGGAAUCCUGUUGACGACUCCGGAUGGGAGGACUUACGACAGUCCUCAAGAGAGUCCUGUGCUCAGGCCAAGAAACCUGUCUGCAUCUCCCAGCAGCUCUCCGAAUGAGAUGGAGCAUGUGCCGACAUUCAAGCGUCCUCCGAGACCCCUCCCCCGAACCAGACUACGCAAGCCAGAUAAACCACCCCAACCCAAGGAUAUGGAAGCAGACGCAGUUGCGCCAAAAGCCUCACCCAAGCUCGCUAUUAGGCCACUCCCAAAACCACCCAUUCGCCUCAAACAAAAAUCCCCGCAAAUGAAACCAGUGGACCCAGCGAACUUUGUCGUCUUUGAGGACAUUCUGCUGAUCGGGCAGGAACACUGUGUGGAGGACUGGCCAGAUGAUAGUCCCCAACUACAGCCCGAUUUCAAACCAGGUGGGACUUUGAGAUUAAGACGAGAAUCUUUGUUGAUGAAGACUGAGUCGGAUGGAGCAAGUGGGGAAGAUCAGAAUGGCCAGUGGAGCCACGGCAAGAAAAAAGACAAGUUCAGGGUCUCUACGUUCUCAAGGAGAGGCUCAAAGCAGGAUAAAUUCUCUGAAGACAUGAAGCAACACAAGAGUCAGACUUUACCUCUUCCACGGAAAUCAUCUAAGGAGUAUUUUCCAGAUUACUCGGCAGAGAAGCAAGAAGAUGACCAUUUAGGUUAUGCUGACUACAAGAAAACUCCACUGAAAACAAAAGUGAACCAGCUUCUCAGACGAGCAUCAACGGUCUCCUCUGCUUUCGACGCUAAACUCAUUAACAAAAAAAAAGGCUCUAUGGCAGACGACAGCACUGGUGAUGAAGAGAGUGGUGGACGACAUGAUGAGACCGACGACCACGGAUCUAAGAAGAAAAAGAGAAUGAACAUCAAGUUCAUCCCGCAGAGAGGAUUUACUAUCUCCAUGGAGAAGGACAAGAAGCCUAUGGGUGCAGAAGGAUACACGCCGCGCAAGGAUUCUGGGAUGGAUGAUGACCUCAUGAAACCCCCGUACGUAGAUCCUGGAUCACAUGGGUCCGUGGAUGAUUUGGAAGCUGAAGACUGCAAGCCUAAGAGAUCACCGAUGAAAAAGCUGCUGCAUCGCGGUCAUCGCUCUUCAAAGGAAGACAUGCUGGACGACUGUCCCAAAAAGGGUAGCUUCUCUGCAGAGGAGUUGGAUGAAGAAGAGCAGAAUGGGAUGGACAAUUUGGGUGAUUAUUAUUAUGAUGAUGAUGAAGAUGAGGAGGAAGAUUCGAUAAAAGGCUGCAGGAGCCCCAGGGAGGCCUACGACUAUGAGGUGGAUGAAUUGGGAAUCACCAAGCAGAAGAAACCAUCCAAACUCAAAGUCUUCAGAAAGAACAAGUCGAAAAGUAAACGUCCAAAGGAGCAGUAUGACCUUCCUCCAGGAGCUCCGCCUGGCCUGUCUGAGGCUGCCAAGGCGGAGUGGAUGGCUGCUCAGAUGGACGAGCGCGCCAUGGCAGGUCUGGAGGAUGAAGACGCUGACGGGGACACUGACAGUCUGAUGGAGUGGUGGUACAAAGUGGAACAAUGGGACGAGGUGCCGUCGGACGACGAGAACAAAAUGUUACAGGAGGACGAGUCCAAGUCCUUCACCAUUUUGGCAGACAAAGUGGACCGUGGCUUGCGUGUCUUCAACAAGGUGUUCACCGAGCGAGCCGAGCUCCUCUGGCAGUACAUCAUCUCUCUUCACGCCAUCGCUGAUGAUAUCAGCACCUUCCACAAGAAGGCAAAGAUCGCCAACAUCACGGGUGGGACGACCACCGCUGUCGGAGGUGUGACCGCCAUCGCUGGCCUCGCUCUGGCGCCUGUCACCAUGGGGGUGUCCCUGGUCGUGACGGCUGUCGGUUUGGGGGUCGCAACCGCUGGAGGGAUAGCGUCUGCCUCCGCCACCAUCUCUGAUAACGUCAACAACAUGCAUGAUCGGAAAAAGGUGGAGUCUUUGCUGCUGGAGUACGAAGAGAACCUGCAGGAUGUUGCCAAGAUCCUGCGCUUCGUCAACCACGGCAUGUACAAGCUGCGCGGCCACCCUUUCCUGCGCUCGGGCACUCAGCACUACUCGCAGGACUGGGACGUCCGCAGGGCCGUCCAGAUGAUCAGCAUGGCAGACUCACCUGUGAUGCGGGCCACUGAAAUAACAGACGAGGCCUUGUCCACCCUGCAGGGACUCUUCCAAGGCAUGGACAAGUACUUCAUCAAGGACUCUCGUGAGCUGAAGAAAGGCUGCAAGAAGGAGAUCGUGGCUCAGAUAAAGGAGUUGGCCAGUGUGCUCAACGACGCAAUAGUGGAGCUCAACGGCCUCAGAGAAGAGCUGCAGGACGCCUUUGGAGCGAUGUGAUCAAGAAAAAUGUGUCGGAGACUACUGCCCUCUGCUGGUUGAACUCGCGAAAUGACUGCGUGAUGUUGCUUUUUUUUAAGCUUUCCCUAGUUUCAGUGACCUUUGUGUUGCAGUGAAGAGCUAAAGCGGGUUGUUUGUGGUUGAAUUUUGCAGAAUAAGCGGAAGAUUGUACAUUAGAUUUGAGUCACACUCAUGAACAUUUACGUGAAUGCACAGUUUUUAUUAAUGUACAGGUUGGUGAAAUGAAGUCCAAAUCGACAUAUAUCACACAGGAUGGAGGCUCCACGGUGUAGAGGACAAUGGGGAAAAAAAUAUCCUUCCAUUUUAAUGAUAUAUUUAAAUGAAGUUAAUCAUGUUAUAGCGCAUAAAUGCAUAUAAUACUUUAUUUUUCUGACAUUACAUGUAUGUAAAGUAAAUUAUUUUAAUGCUUCAUUUGUGGGAUAUAAAAAUAAACUGUACAUUAAUUAAAUGGCAAAGUGUUCUUACAUUUAUUUUUAUGCUGAAAUGAUUAGUUGAAGGAGCUUAGUGUUUAUGUGACAGUCUCAAUCACAGGACAACAUAAAAAUAACAGUGCAAAAUUAAUUUCUUCUCAAAUCCAGUUGUACUUGUGAAAAUUUAUUUUGUUUUGUUCUUUAUGUACUACAUACAUUUUCAUACAAAAAACAAUGUUGAUGAUUAUAAAUGGAGUGUCUGUCAUGUAUAUGUGGUUAGUUGGUGCCUCUGUAUCUUUGGUGGUGAACAGCAUGGGGUGCAUUCAGUCGAUCAAUAUCUGUUAAUGGUAACGGGGCUAAAGACAUGUUCAGGCUCGGGUGCCUCUCAUGUGGAUUGUAACACAGAUAAUGGGUAUAUUCUGGUGAAGGGGCUGAUCUGUUCAUUAACUCCACAGUCACGUUCCUCAUCAUUUUGGGUGAAUAUGUUCAGUACAACUUUCAACAUGGGGUCAUGACUAAAGAGAGGACAAAGGAGCCAGUUGUGUUUCUCUGGCACACUUAGACCAAGGAUAUUUUUUAUCAACAUUUUCAAUAAUUUAUGCGACGUUUAAAUUGUUUUAUUACACUGUACUUACUGUAUAAAUGAAAACAUGUGAUGUUUGCAUUUUUUAAUCUAAAACACAGCAUCUACUUUUCCUGUCCUGUAUUGAAUGUGUGUAUAAAGUCGUUGGUAAUCGAUUAAAUGUUGUAUAUUUUUCAUGAAUAAAUCAAGCAAGCA
Synchiropus splendidus (mandarinfish) is the source of this 4652-nucleotide messenger RNA. RefSeq lists its product as uncharacterized. The coding region runs from base 93 to 3443 and encodes 1116 amino acids. Gene Ontology annotation, biological process: lipid transport; lipoprotein metabolic process. Gene Ontology annotation, cellular component: membrane; extracellular region. Gene Ontology annotation, molecular function: lipid binding. The record is from RefSeq and is a predicted model, not a curated record. The transcript has 31 exons. Lineage: Eukaryota; Metazoa; Chordata; Actinopteri; Syngnathiformes; Callionymidae.